UACAUUCAAAAGUGGAGUACUUUAUUUGUUAGACUUAUUACUGAUAAUCGCUUGAACUUUGGCUCAACUUUUCUUACCAGCCAAGAUGUAAUCACUUGACACUCCGACGCGUACAUUGCAAGGAAGAACAGAAACGGAAUUUUAGGUUUCUUAUUGAAGUAAUGUCAGCCGGUGGAAUUUUAAGCAUAGCAGAGGUAAAUGCUCUGCCACUUGAACAAUUCGAUUGGCUUUUUGGAAAUGUCGUUGAGCACUGCCCGGAAGCUGCUCGAGCUGUGGUUUCAAAAAGGCCAUUUGUAAAUAAAGAGGCCUUAAAAAAAUCGUUUGAUGACUAUUUGGAAAAUUUGGAUGAUACUGGAAAAGAAUCUGUUUUACUUAAACAUCCGGAUUUGGCUGGAAAAUUGGCUGAAGUGGGAAAACUUACACAGGAAUCGUCGAAUGAACAAAAGUCUGCAGGUCUCGAUGCAUUAACGAAGGAAGAAAAGCAGACACUUAAUAAUUACAAUUAUUUGUAUAAGGAAAAAUUUCAAUUUCCAUUUGUAAUUUGCGCGCGCAGGAACAAAGUCGCGACUAUUUUUGAGGGAAUAGAAAAUAGACUUAAAAAUAGUCGCACCGAGGAACUGAAUACUGGAAUAAAUGAGGUGAAGAAAAUAUGUAGGAUAAGAAUUGAUGACCUUGUUUGGUCCAAUGCGUGAAUACAUAAAAGAAAUAACUGAGCAGGCAAUAGUGUUGUGCUUAUUAAGAAUUCUUUCCCUCUUUUAUUUAAUUCAAUUAAGAAUUAUUGUUACUCCUUUGAACAGUUUGAGAUGCAGUAAUUAAAUACAAAUACAUUGAUACGCAAAGCUCUCAGUAA
Messenger RNA from Cephus cinctus (wheat stem sawfly), 850 nucleotides. Its product is annotated as 2-oxo-4-hydroxy-4-carboxy-5-ureidoimidazoline decarboxylase. Gene Ontology annotation, molecular function: carboxy-lyase activity. The record is from RefSeq and is a predicted model, not a curated record. The coding region runs from base 162 to 692 and encodes 176 amino acids. Lineage: Eukaryota; Metazoa; Arthropoda; Insecta; Hymenoptera; Cephidae. Gene Ontology annotation, biological process: allantoin metabolic process. The transcript is spliced from 4 exons.